Messenger RNA from Sinocyclocheilus grahami, 359 nucleotides. RefSeq names its product phosphatidylethanolamine-binding protein 4-like. Lineage: Eukaryota; Metazoa; Chordata; Actinopteri; Cypriniformes; Cyprinidae. Bases 32 to 295 code for a protein of 87 amino acids. The transcript has 4 exons. The record is from RefSeq and is a predicted model, not a curated record.
CAACAACAGACUGCUGACACUCUGACAAACCAUGCUAGCGGGAAGCACUGGAGAGAGGGGAGACGUCAGCGGUGUUGAACUAUCCGCAUACACCCGCCCCACUCCACCCCAAGGCACUGGACUCCACCGCUACCAGUUCCUUGUAUUUGAGCAGCCUGAAGGCCAGAGCUUGUCCCUCAGCCCACAGGAGAAGAGCUCACUGGGUAACUGGGAUCCGCAGGCAUUUGUUGAAAAGUUUGGUCUGGCUAGACCAGUGGCUUCACUCCAGUUCCUCACCCAAAACCACAAGGACUAGAGGACACCUCCAUCUCAACUUUGACCUCUGGCUUUCACACACUCUAUGGCUUGUUUUUGUCCCA